Arabidopsis lyrata subsp. lyrata is the source of this 1220-nucleotide messenger RNA. RefSeq lists its product as uncharacterized. NCBI's taxonomy places the organism in Eukaryota, Viridiplantae, Streptophyta, Magnoliopsida, Brassicales, Brassicaceae. The transcript is spliced from 3 exons. The record is from RefSeq and is a predicted model, not a curated record. The coding region runs from base 208 to 1038 and encodes 276 amino acids.
ACCAGAAGAAGUAACAGACAGUCUUCAAAGUUGCAAGGUUCUGUUGUUGGCGAUUGUUUUUACUCCGUAAGCUGUUAUUUUCUAACUCAUUUGUUUCACUGCAAGUAUGUGUUGAUUUGAUUAAAAGUUAGUUGAGUGUCUUAUACUUUGAAUUUAUCAUCAUAAAUUGUAAAAUCGGUGGUGGAGCUGUGGUCCUAUUGUUGUGUUAUGGACAAGGCAUGGGUGUGGCUUCCAAGGGCUAGCCGAGAGUAUGUGGAAGGAGGAACAAAUUUUGUGACUGCAUCAUCAAGGAGGUUGGGGAAUCCAUCUGAAAUUUUCUGUCCCUACAUCGAUUGCCGCAAUGUUUGCCAUCAACUUGUAGACACAGUAGUGGACCAUCUUGUGAUCAAGGGUAUGGAUAAGAAAUACAUGAGGAAUUCGUGUUGGAGUAUGCAUGGUGAAAGAAAGUCUGAUAUUUCUGAUAGUGUUCCCACAUCAGAAACUGAGGCUUAUGAUUUGCGUAGGACGGCUUAUUUUACUGGUGAAGGCAGUCCAGAGCCAUUAAACAACAUUGGAGGAGAAACUGAGGAGGGUGAAACUACAGAAGACUCUGAGUUUAGGAAGAAGUUGAGAGAUGUUGAAACUCCAUUAUACUCGACGUGCUCUAAUUACACCAAAGUUUCUGCGAUAAUGGGCCUUUACCGCAUCAAAGUGAAGAGUGGAAUGUCAGAGAACUAUUUUGAUCAGCUAUUGACGAUAGUCCAUGACAUGCUUCCUAAAGACAAUGUUCUGCUAAAGUCUACAGAUGCAAUGAAGAAGUUCUUGAAGAUUUUUGGGUUUGGAUAUGAUGUCAUUCAUGCAUGCAAGAAUGACUGUAUCCUCUAUCGGAAACAGUUUGAUAAGAUGGAAAGCUGUCCUAGAUGUAGUGCUUCUAGAUGGGAAAUGGAUAAGCAUAGUGGUGAGGAAAAGAAGGGUAUUCCAGCGAAGGUCCUUAGAUAUUUUCCAAUCAAGGACAGAUUUAGGAGGAUGUUUAGAUCAAAAAGGAUUGCUGAGGAGUAGCGUUGGCAUUCGAGUAAUGCAAGUGAAGAUGGUACAAUGAGACACCCUGUUGAUUCUAUAUCUUGGGCUCAGGUGAAUCAGAAAUGGCCAGAGUUUGCUCUUGAUCCAAGAAAUCUUCGUCUCGGUCUUUCUACAUAUGGGAUGAACCCUUUCUCCAUUCAGAACUCCAAGUAUAGUACUUG